Molecule: messenger RNA, 4737 nt
Organism: Gopherus flavomarginatus (Mexican gopher tortoise)
Lineage: Eukaryota; Metazoa; Chordata; Testudines; Testudinidae
Gene: CARD14
Product: caspase recruitment domain family member 14
Exons: 21
Coding region: 1124-4387 (1087 amino acids)
Biological process (GO): regulation of apoptotic process
Molecular function (GO): protein binding
Source: RefSeq, a predicted model, not a curated record
AAAGGCCUGGGUGAAAGCAGGAGAGGCUGCCUCCUUACCGCUGUGCUGGUGCUCAGCCUGCGUGGGCGUUGCUAGCUUGAAAGGUGCCCCACAGGCUAGGGGGAAGGCCGGGUGUGCGCCCCGGCGAGCUAGCGGGAAGGUCGGGGCUGGCCUGCCCUGGCUCUGCUGGAGGACUGUUUGGGAGCCGCAGGAGAUGAGCAUUGUGAGCUCUCGCCGUUAUGGAGAGGCGAGGCAGGGAGGGGGGGUCUCUUUUCAGCCUCAUGCUCCUGGGGCACUGAGAGUGAGGUGGCGUCACCAGCGCGUGCAGUGACAGUUCUGGUAUCGGUGCGAAGGCACAGUCAUGCACACGACUGCCAGUAACACCUUUACCUCCAAGUGCUUCACACAGGGGCCUGCCUACAAAAACUCCUCACUCAAAUGCCCGGCGGAGCGUGGCUGCCCUCACCAGCUCCCAGCAGCUUUGGACAGGAAGAGAAAUGGCCUAUUGGCUAGAGCCAUGGAGGGAGGCAGGACGUGAGGUCUAACUUCUCCUGGCCCCUGCUCCACCCCCCUAUGCCUCCACCUGCACCCUCACAGUCCGGGCACAACCCCACCCUUGGCCUGCUCUCCCAGGCCUCCUGCUUUCCCUGCACUGCUCCCGCAUGGGGCCAAGGAGGCCCUGAUUGGGUCUCUUCCCCUGCCCCUCCUUGGUUCAGCUCUCCUAGUCAGGGGCAAGGGAGCCAGCUCUGCACAGGGGGCAGUUCCCAGGCUUCAGAGGGAGGUGAGCAGGUUCUGCUUCCUCCACCCUAUCCAUCAUCACGCGACGCCGCCCCCGAGACCUUUGAGUGGGGCCCAGGCUGGCCCAGGGCAAGUGCCUCUGCACCAGCAGCCAGGGCUGGGCUGUGCUUAUCAUCCCCCUGGCUGGCACCGGCCCCCGGGGCUCCUUGUCUGCCCUGCUACAGAUACCAGCAAGGCUCAUGUGAUUAAAGUUUUUCGUGUCCCUGCUCCUGAGCAGAGGCGUUUCCCUCCCCCCUGGACUUUGUGCCCCUCUGAGCCCAGGGGAAAAUCACCAGCUGGGACCCAGCCAUGCCCUGGGCAAGGGACCCGCACACCAGAGCAGCAGCUUCUCUAGCACUGCAGAGCCAUGUUCCUGCUCCGCACAAUCCCAGCCCAGCACUGCUGGCUGCAGGAGGGGAAGAGGGAAACCAGACUGGUGGGUUCGUUCCAUCUCCUGUGUCCCAGGGGUGGGCAGGGACCCUUUCCCUGGGACAGCAAGGUACCCACGGCCUGGGCUGUGACGCCAGGUCCCCCCAGACAGAGAAGAAACAGGUCAGGCCCUGCUAUGGCAGUCUCUUGCCAGGCAGACACAGAGCUCCGGGACCUGGAUGAGGAGCAGCUCUGGGAGAUUCUGGAGAGCCAUCGCUACCGGAUUGUGCGCAGCACCUGCCCAAACCGGCUUACCCCCUACCUGCGCCAGGCCAAGGUCCUGGACCAGCUGGAUGAGGAGGAGGUUCUGCAUGGCCCUCAGUUCACCAACAGCGCCAUGAGAGUGGGUCACAUGUUGGAUCUUCUGAAAACCCGGGGGAAGAAUGGAGCCCUGGCCUUCCUGGAAAGCCUGAAACUUCACAACCCCGACACCUACACCCUGAUAACUGGCCUGGAACCCUCCAUUGAUCUCAGCAACUUCAGUGGCCUGAUCGAGACGUCCAAGCUGACCGAGUGCCUGGCGAAGGCCGUGAACAGUUUGCAGGAGGAGCUGACCCAGGAGAAGCACCAGAAGGUGUCUCUGCUGCACCACUGCCGCCAGCUGAAAGACCACGUGUCCCAGCUGGAGGCCCAGAACAAGUGUCUGCGGGGCAUCGAGGCCGAGCACAACCGCAUGAAGAGGGAGGUCAGCUCCCAUUUCCACGAGGUGCUGAAGCUGAAGGAUGAGAUGUACAACCUGUCCAUGCACUACACCAACGCCCUGCAGGAGAAGGACCUGGCCAUCACGCGGAGCCAGGGCCUGCAAGAGGAGCUGUAUCUGAUGAAGCAGGAACUGCAGCGAGCCAGGGUGGAGUCCUACUGUGAGAGGGAGAGGUCCCUGCGCAUGCCCAGUGAUCUGCAGCCACAGGCGGAUGAGCUGCUGCAGCUGAGGGAGGAAAAUGAGAAGCUCCAGUCACUGGUGGUGCUGGAGACUUUCAGCCUGGUGCAGAAGGAUAUCCUGGAGCAGAACCUGGAUGAGGCUCUGGAGGGCAAACAGGAGCUCCUUGAUCGAAUCCACUCACUGAGGGAGCAGGCAGUGAUCGCUGAGAAUCAGCGCAAGCAGUAUUGGGAGGAGAAGGAGCACACCCUGAUGGAGUGUCACAAAAUGAAAGUGGACUGUGAGAUCUACAAGGAGAAAAUCAGUGCCUUGCAGGGGCAAGUGGCUGAGCUGCAGAAGGAGCGAGAUCAGGCAUACGGCGCGAGGGACACGGCCCAACUGGAGAUCUCCCAGAACCUGUUGGAGAAGGAUUCCCUCCGCAGGAAAGUUUUUGAGCUGACGGACCAGAUCUGUGAGCUGAGGAAGCAGGCCAGUCAGCAGCAGGCAGAGGUGGGCAGCAGGGUGCACGGGGUGAAGGGGGAAGGUCUCACUAGCCUGGAGCCUGAGGAGCAGUGGCCGAAGAGGAAACAGCGGCUGGUGCGCAUGCACGCCCUCUGCCCCGGGGACAAGAGCCAGGGCAGCCUCAGUGUGUCCGAGCUGUGCUCAGAUUUCAGCGUGAGGACGAGCCACGAGCUGCCAGAGAGCUUCCGGUCGUGCAGCCCCAUCCCGCCCUGUAAGCUCUCCCUGCAGAGGAGAGCCACGCAGGAGUGCCUAGAGAGCUCCCUCUCCACGAGCAGCUCCCAGGAGUUCCUGGAGGUGGAUUUCAAUCACAUUUCAGGGGAGAAGGCAGAGUCAUCUGACUUGAACUAUGAGAUGGUGGAGAAGGACGAGGGCAAUGCCCGUCCGCUCGCCUUAGAUGAGAGGUACGUCACGCUGCCCACGGAUUUCUGCCCCCCAUUAGGGAGGGCUCAGUGCCCUCCCGGAGCCUGGAAUAAAGCAGGCACGCCCAUUCGCCGGCGGCCUGCACGGCGGAUCCUGAGCCGCAUCACCACCAUUGCCUUCCAUGGCAAUGCCCUGCUGGAGCAGAUCAGCAUCAUCGGGGGCAACCAGACAGGCAUCUUCAUUCACAGGGUCACUCCUGGCUCAGUUGCUGAUGAGAUGUCUCUGUCCCCAGGCAGUCAGAUCAUGGUGGUGGAUUAUGAAGUCACAGACCCAGCAUUCAAGGCCAUCCUGGAAGAUGCAACCCUGGAGGAGGCACUUUGGGUCCUGAAGAGGGUGAAUGGCUUCUGCUGCCUGUCUGUCAGAAUGAACAUGGAGGGUUACAAGAGGCUGGUGACUGACCUAGAGAACAAGGUGGUGACCUCGGGUGAUUCGUUCUACAUCCGGGCUAACCUGGCCCUGGAAGGGAAGGCAGCGGGGGAGCUGCCGGUGCAGUGCAGUGACAUCCUCCACGUCACAGACACCGUGUUCCAGGGCAAGAGCCAGUGGAGUGCCUGCCAGGUGAAUCCCUACAGCAUGAAGGACAUGGAUGCAGGCAUCGUCCCCAACUACUACCAGGCUCAGCGACGGCUCAUCGGCCUUAUCCAGGACAUGGCCCAGCAGACCACAUCUGCUCGUAAGGUUUCAGGGGGGCAGCCAAAGCUGGUGCGGAUCAUCAGCACAGACAAGAGCAAGAUCAACCCUCUGUGGUCGUCCAUCGACUGUAACGUCUACGAUCCCAACCAGGCGGACGCCUGCCCCCAGAUCUGCCUGCAGGCAGGGAGCUGCUUCACGCUGAUGCCGUACACGCUGGUGAGACCCCACAAGCUGGCCCAGCUGCGCCCUGUUCUCUUUGUGCCCACGCUGCUGGGGAAGAUCCUGAGCGACAAGCUGUGCCUCUCCAAGGGCUUUGAAAAAUGCCCGUCAGGACUCUUGUGUGAGGCCGAAUGCACAACCCAGAAAGGAACUUUGGUCCGGGGAAAGAGGGAGCUGGACAAUCGCUGCUGUGUCACAUGCCAAGUGCUUCAGCUGCUGCUGGAGAAGGACGUGCACAGCCUGCUGGACGUGGGGCUGGAGUGCGUGCGAGCCCUGCACGCCGCGGGGAUCUAUCCCAUCCUUCUCCUCAUUUCCAUCAGCGAGAAGAGUGCCAAGAAGCUCAAGAAGGCACUGCAGCGCCUCGGAGCGACAGAGGAGCAGCUUCUGGACUGUGUGCGGAGAGAGGAGGCCCAGCUGGAGAAAGUGCCCUGCCUGUACGGCACCGUCACCCCCGACACCUGGAGCGACCUGGACACGCUUGUCGGUGCCGUGCGAGCAGCCAUCGCCAAUGAGCAGAAGAAGAUUGUGUGGCUAGAGCAAGAUCUUCACUGAUCUCCCUGGACACGGGAGGUGGGGGGGGGGCAGGGGGAACCAACCGUCACCUUGGCAACUCUGCAAAUGUCACCUAUUUAAACCAAGAGUUUGGUUUGGGGUGUGGGGAGGGGGAGGUUUGAAAGACCCUCUUACCUAAAGGGUUAAUGGACUUCGCAGCGCUGGGUGAGCCCCCCGCCUGCCCAGCUGGCCUCUGCCCCGUCAGCAGAGAAACACAGUAACUCUAGUUCAGAGAGAGAGAGGCCGGUUUUAAUGCCACCCCUGUCAUGGUGUGAAAGGGCAGCUGGCUGGCGUGAGCCGGGCUGCCUCUGAACGGUGUCCCUGGUGCCAGAGCGGGUCCCCGGGCUGGG